This is a messenger RNA of Pongo pygmaeus (Bornean orangutan), 1465 nucleotides long. RefSeq names its product stathmin 4 (gene STMN4). The record is from RefSeq and is a predicted model, not a curated record. Gene Ontology annotation, cellular component: neuron projection; cytoplasm. The coding region runs from base 272 to 922 and encodes 216 amino acids. The transcript has 7 exons. Gene Ontology annotation, biological process: neuron projection development; microtubule depolymerization; regulation of microtubule polymerization or depolymerization. Gene Ontology annotation, molecular function: tubulin binding. NCBI's taxonomy places the organism in Eukaryota, Metazoa, Chordata, Mammalia, Primates, Hominidae.
UACUCACUCAGGCAAUCCCUGCUCCACCAGAGGAGACUGUCCAAUUGCCAAGCAACCCACUGGUGGCCAAUCACAGAGCUUGGAGGUGAUGUCAUGGUGAGAGCGAGCAGUGGUGCUGAUGUUGAGAGAAGCCCAGGGUACCACUAAUUGAGGGAGUGAGGAAGAGAGCAGCUCGCUUCUAACUGGACUGCACGUUGGUGACAGCGUCCCGAGCUGGUAACAGACCCACUCUGUAACUUUCAGCUAGAUUCAGCCACCAGAUCCCAGAAACAUGACCCUUGCUGCCUACAAAGAGAAGAUGAAGGAGCUCCCGCUGGUGUCCUUGUUCUGCUCCUGCUUCCUGGCGGAUCCCCUGAAUAAGUCGUCCUACAAAUAUGAAGGCUGGUGUGGGAGACAGUGUAGGAGGAAGGAUGAAAGCCAGCGGAAAGACAGUGCUGACUGGAGAGAAAGAAGAGCGCAGGCAGACACGGUGGACCUGAAUUGGUGCGUCAUUUCCGACAUGGAAGUCAUUGAGCUGAACAAAUGCACCUCGGGCCAGUCCUUUGAAGUCAUCCUGAAGCCACCCUCCUUUGAUGGCGUGCCCGAGUUCAACGCCUCCCUGCCCAGGCGGCGAGACCCAUCCCUGGAAGAGAUCCAGAAGAAACUAGAAGCGGCUGAGGAGCGAAGGAAGUACCAGGAAGCGGAGCUCCUGAAACACCUAGCAGAGAAACGGGAACAUGAGAGAGAGGUGAUCCAAAAAGCCAUUGAGGAAAACAACAACUUCAUCAAGAUGGCUAAGGAAAAACUGGCCCAGAAGAUGGAAUCCAACAAGGAGAACAGGGAGGCCCACCUCGCCGCCAUGUUGGAACGGCUGCAAGAGAAGGACAAGCACGCCGAGGAGGUACGGAAAAACAAGGAGCUGAAGGAAGAGGCCUCCAGGUAAAGCCUAGAGGCCAAAGAACUUUCCAGGUCAGCCGGACAGCUCCAGCAGCUCCACGUUCCAGGCAGCCUCGCCCGCCGGCUGCGCUCCCAGCACUGGGGUUUGGGGGGAGGGGGGUGGCCAAGGGGCGUUUCCUCUGCUUUUGGUGUUUGUACAUGUUAAGAAUUGACCAGUGAAGCCAUCCUAUUUGUUUCCGGGGAACAAUGAUGGGGUGGGAGAGGGGAGAGGAGAGAGUUUGGGAAAGGGAGAUGGAGAAGAACUCAAGGACGUUGCAACCCUGCCCGGCGCAGAUCUGAUUUUCACAUCUCUACCUGGACAUUGAGCCUCCAGGCACCAUGUUGAGGAGAGAUGAAAACCAGGGCAGUAGAACUUCAGGGUGAAGGACAGAGCCCUGGGUGGGGCAGCGGCUGCAGGGCGCACCAGAGAACCCAGCCAGAGGGGGUGUGAGGACCAGAGGUGUUGCUUCCGCCCUGCAGCAGGUGGGAUGAGGUCUAUGUGUGUGUGUGAACCAUCAUUUUUUGAUCAUCAUGACCAAUGAAACAUUGA